AGGCGGUGUAGAACUACACCCUCCGAAUGAUAGAUGCGCCCCCAUGAUUAUGCCUUGACACAGCGUAAGUGUUAUCCUUAAUUUUUAUUCGUUUGACGGAUUGAAGAAUAGCGUCCCUUCGCGAUUAGUGAGACCACACCAGCCGCGUCAUCUGGAAAUAACCCUAACCUACUCGCUUGCUCGACAACACUAUGAGUUUUGCCCCAACUAGAAGAACUACACAUAAUCUUAAAAGCAGAACGCGCGGCCGAAGCCGUUCGUCGUAACUUCAAGUUCAAGUGCAUAAAAGAUUCGAAAACGCCAUGAGGCUCAGGAGCUAGAGGACCAACAAGCAUGCAAUCCUGUUGCGUUUCAUCCAGCGUCCGAGUUUCCGAUCGAAUCAAGGGUGGAGCUACUAGUACCAGUACGACAGCUGCGAACCCAGGUGCGGCGGAUCCAGUCACAACCACCACACGAACUAGUACUUCGACAGAAGUAAAUACGCAAGACGAGCAGGAGAAGUCUCAAGAAAGAACCGUACUAGAGGGGACCCACGCAAAUCCGGAGCCGCCCUCACAGUCCUCUACUUCCGCCCACGACAACGGCAAGAACUACCCAGCAGUGGUACAACCUCCUCUUCAAAGACCUUAUUUCUUGGGGGCGAUGAACAAGCUCCACAUCCAGUCUUUGCCGGAAGGCGAAGCGCGAAACCUCGCACACAACAUCACCACGGACCGGAAGAACCACGAAAGUGAUCCACAAGCACGUAUCCCCCGAAAGAAAAAAGAUGUUAUUGUAUACGCAUAAUUUGUAUGUACCUUCAGCAACACAAACUUUCUCUGCGUGAUAAAUAUAGAAAGCUAUGCUAUGCAUUCACGCAGAUGAGACUCCUACUUUGCAAAACACGUGUAAGUUCUAGUAGGGAAGUAGGCUCCUGAAGCGUACUCGGCAACAUGAGAGAACUUGUCUGUAGUUUUGUCAUCUCACUCGCCCGCAACAACGUGUGUACUUAAAUAAAAUGUGUAAAGUGUGUAACACUUUUCUUUUUUAAUUGCAUACUACGCCCGACUCUGCUGACCGGGGUGUCGCCCGCAGCGAAACUGGCGGUAGACGCCCAGAAUAUCCCGGCCCCAAUGGUCACUGACAGCGAGUCUCUGUCCUUCUAUUUGGAUGAGAGCAGCGAGGAGUCCGUUUUUUCUGGAGGAGGUGCUGGCGCAGUAAAGAAUAAUUAUAGAGAACCUCCACGCCAGUCACAGUACGCUCAUCAUCACCAUCACCAUCAUCAUCAUACUCACCACGAAGACGAAGUAGAUGAAGACACGGACUUGCUGUCGAAAGCUUCGGACCUGCUUCUGAACGAAAUGACAGAGUUGACCCUCGAGGAAAAGGACCACAUCGCCACGCGGUACUUGCAGCAGGUGCGGCAAAAGUGCGAAGAACUGGACAAGAAACUCUCUCACGCAAUCCAGGUUUGCGCAAACGAUAUCGCGAAGAAGCAAAUGGACCUGAAACAGAAAAGUUUUCGUGCGAAGAUGGAGAAAAUGCGGCAGCUGGAUCUAAAAUUGGGGGAAAAAUUGAAGGCCGUCGACGACCAGGCGGCGACGCAAAAGCAGCAAGUUUGGAGGAAGGUACUGCUAUUUGCUACAGCUGCUUCACUAAAAAAAUAAAUUUGAAUAUAUUUGUUGUAAAUUUGUUUUUCUUUUUAUUCCAUCUCCAUCUAGAUCUAGCAAGAGGACGAACUGGUCGUACUACUGAUGAUUGUUUUCGGUCCUCUUGCUGGAUGACGGUUCUUGAGAUACACACAGUGCGCCGUAGUUCCUGUUUCUUCACUUUCGUCGUAUACUGCAUACAAAUGAAAUUGAAAAGUUUUGCGUCUGUAUGCAGCCAAAACGACAAUUGAAAGUUGAAUAUACGGAUAUUGUUCAAUCUUCAGGUGCAAGCCCAAGGUCUUCUGAUCAAGCAGGAGUGCGACCGGCUAGUCCGCGAACGGCAGGAGGCGGCGGACAAGGCCUUCGCGGACAAAAAGGCGGCCGAAGAAGCCGUGCGUGGUGGAGGUCUUCAGCUGGUGCAGGCGAAACCCGAGGAGGGUCUUGAAAGUACUUCUACUCGGGAACAUAGUAUGCAGCAGGACAACAUCAUCCAACUGUCAAAACAAACGAUCGACGGCACAGGAUUUUCACCCAGUGUUGUACUUGGUUCCAAGCAAACCUUGUCGCUUGGCCCUUCCCGAUCCCGGGAGCGGAGCCCAGAGGACGAAAAAUUGAAACAGCUGAUCUCGAAAGGAACCAGGGGCAGGUUGGACCACUCCUCGUGCAGCAGGGGAGAUGAGGCAGUGGGACAAGGGCUGUCGAUAUCGGGUGAGAAGCAGAUGAGAAAGAACUCGAAAGAGCUGCAGCAGAUACACGGAGUGGACGGAGCAGUUGUACCACGAUCCGGGGCUGGUCGUGGCGGGGCAGCAACUGACAGUACAACGACUGCUAGCCAUCAUCCUCACCGUCAUCACCACAAAGUAGUAGUAGAGCACACCGGCCUGCACCACGGCAACCACAAGAAUUGGUACGAGCACACGAUGGAACACGCACUGUUCUUUGACGACGCGACCGCGCGCAAGAGGGCGGAGGAGCAGAAACUCGCCGAACAGAAGCGACGCGAGCAAGAUCUGUUCCGGCAAUCGCCGGCGUUCGCGCUCACUUUGCUGCGCGACCAGCCGGAUUACACCACAGGGAAAGGUAGAAGUGGCGCAAAUUAUACCAACAUCGGUGGUCCUUCAUCCCGUAGCAUGUCGCCCAGCACCCGGACCACUACGAGAAUCGACCGGCCCGUGAUCUUAUGAACUGCAAAAGUGAUGUCGUACUCGUAGUAAUUGCAACCAUGCAUUAUUAACCUUUAGGCAAAAAAUCUGCAUUACAAGAUCGAUUUGUGGUCAUGCUGACAAAAUUUGUGAUGCGAUUUCUACUAGUACGAUACUUUAUUUGCAGUUCAUAGAUCUCGCAGGGCCACCACGCCCGCGCGGGCCUGAUCAACGAGCGGGCGUAUUUGCAGUCGCGCGGGAUUUUGGUGCCCCCCGUCGGGAUCGAUGUGGAGAAGGCGAAAAACCUGGAGCAGCACGAUUCCAACGGUGGAAUCGAUUUCCGGAAGUGCGACAGCCCCUUCUACAUGCCCGGCGUGUCGGAGGAGCAGAAGGAGGAGUGGCGGCGCAUUGUGGAGGAAAACAAGCACUUUUUGCAGGAUUUUCAGCAGGAAACCCUGCUCCAGCACGAGCUCCACGAAAAAUUGAUCGCCGAACGGGUAAAGGAAAUCUCCAAGUCGCCCGUACAGGUGACCAGAAUUACAAACCUCGGCGAGGACCACGGGGUGGAACAAGCUAAUAAUAUUAACACCGGCCGCGGCGCGGGGGAAAUGAAACAUGCGGAGGACAAGAACCACUCUGUAGCUACCAUGUCGCCUGUUGAAGCUGGUGCCGGAAAAAUAGAUCAGAACUCUCUGCUAAUCCACGACAGUGACGAGGAACCGACGGUGAAUAUCGGCGGGAUCACCAUGACCGCCGACGAGUACACGACGACGGUCAAGAAGGAGCUGCUCCGGCACAGCAGCACCAGCAGCGACCAGAUUUUAUCUCGCGACCCCAGCCCAGAGAACAGCCGUUUCGUCUCGACGAUUUCUCUGCAAGAAGGUGGAAGUGCCAACGUCGACGAGCGGAAAAGUAUUAAAUCAAGCGGACUAGUACAACGAGAUGAACAAGUUAUGAGCACUUCUGGUUCAUCUCCGGUGACAACUUCUUCCCUCGUGCAAGAGUUGUUGGACCGGAAGUACUAUGCAUUGCAAAAGUAUCGUACUAGUAUGAAUUGCAUUACAAAUUAGCUCAGCAUGAGAAUGAAGAUAUGUAAUGCUGUUUCGCCUUAAGAAGAAAAUUUGUCAUGCAUAUUUGCAAUUAGUACGCGUACGAAACUUUUGCACAGGAUAAGUACCCCUCCAACAGCGACAAGAAUUCCUACCAGCUGCUAUUCCCAUGAAAAACGCCCCCACCCGCGAACUUUAAAGCAUUUGUGUUGCAAACCUGUCCAAAUGAAACACUCGCCCUCUACUUGCAUCUAUCAGCAUCACAGAUUUCCGAUCGUGAAUAGCAAAAAUUUGUAUUGCAAAAGAUCCCAGCAAGAGCGGCGCUUGUCAUGCAAGCGAUGCGAAACACGCCUAGAAUUUGCAUCAGAAAGAUUCAUUAUACUCCGUUCAUGCAUGACAAGAAGUUUUCAUUUGGAAAUUUCGCAUCACAAUCUUUUGCAACUUUGGGAGUGGGGGCAUUUUUCCUCGCGAUAGCUGCUGUCCCGCACCUCCGCCGGCGACGCGUUGGCGCUGGAGCAGGAGGUGGUGGUGGCGCACAUGGAGAGCAGUGUGAGUACUAACGCGGCCACGACGACCAUGAACAGCACCACGGGGAAUUAUAACACGAGUGUCCAUCAGAGCUGCAAGCUGCACGCGAAAAACCACGUGGCGUUUUUUACGUCCGACGCCUUCAAGAAAGAUUUGUUCCACAAGGCGGCCAAGAUGCUGCAGCGCGUCAAGUUGCACCGGCAGACGACGUUGUACACCAACGCGGACAACGUGAAAUACACACGGAAAUUCAUGGAAAAGUUGAAACAGCAGGAGUGCGAGAAGCUGGAGAAGCAACGGAAGGAGUUCGAACUGAAGGUGGAGCGCGAGAACUGCGUGGAAUCCAUAUUGUGAGGAAAAAUCCCCCCUCCCCAUAUCGAAAUGGCACGCCUCAGAGAAUUUGUGAUGCGGAUUUGUGACCACAAAUCGUGUCUGUCUUGCAAGAAAGCGACGGCAUCGGCUCCGAGCCACUAUGCAAGUCGUUUGUAAUGCUGUUGGGCCUACAGCAUAGACGUUCCUCAUGCUAAGCGACUAGGCCAAAACCUCUUUGCAUUCAUUGGCGCGACAUGGGCCUGCAGUCCUCUAGUGCGCGACAGAGCUGAUUUGUGUAUACAAAUCCAGCAGCAGAAAUUUCCGUUUCAAUAUGGGGAGGGGGGAUUGUUCAUUUUGAUAAUCCAAGAAAUUCCUGAACCGCAGGGCGAGCGAGAUAGAAACGGAACCGAGUAUGCUGGAGAAGUACCGGUCAAAUUUCGAAGACUUCAUCGUCCAGGUCACGCCGCGGGGCAGAACCCUCGCCGUGGACUACGAAGCGGUGAAACGGAAGGGCAGAAGCCCGGAGCCGGUGCUGCUCUCUGCGCCCCCGGGGGGCGUGGUGGGCGGUCGUGGAGGUGAUGAAGCCGCGGCGAGGGCGGCCGGGGAAGAAGUACUGCCGCUUGUUGAUGGGCGAGAGACUCCGCAAGAAGAUGUUCAUAGUGCGGUCAGUGGAGGUGCUGCAAAUGCUGGUGGCGGUAGCUUGUCGAAACAAACGCAUAUUAACUUUACCACCAGCGAACACAUGCAGCAACUGCGCAGCCCGGCAGCGUCGAAGAACACAGCAGGACCAAAUCGAACCCCGGACUCGUCGAAAAAUAGUACUUCUGGCAAGAUUGUUGAAAAUAAUAGCAACGUGUCGACGAGCUUAGAAGUAGGAGCCCGACAAAAUGCGUUACCGAACCAGAUCGAGAUCCAGAUUUUGCAGCCACAGUUCAUCUCCGCGUCUGCAAGCUACGCGGGCAACAUGUUGAACAAGACCACGACAGCACCGCUGAUCAUGGGCACAGCAACAACGACCGCGACGCAAGCAAGUACGACCCGUAGACUCAACGUUCCGGUGUUCGCCAACCCGCUCACUGCAGUGAACACGCCGGUGACCUUGGGGGUACCAGCGAAGAUCCCAGCGGUGGUCACGACGACCAGCACGGGGGUAUUCAACAAUAGCCAGAAUAAUUUCAACCCUGCAGCAGGUGGACCACCUGUAAUCCCUCCCCCACCCGCUUUCCUUCGCAGCGAGAGCGUGCGUAGCCUCCGCGGGGGCGCACCGACGUCCACUUCGGCUGGUGUACUAGCUGCGCGACAGUUGCUACCCGGUCGUGCGGAGCAGGAUGAUAAUUACUCGUCGUCUUCAUCUCGACAGGCUAGAGGAGCACCGACACGACCAACUACCGAUGAUUCUACUACGAACGGAGCAUCACUGUCUCUAAUGUCGCCGCGUACGUUAGACUCCCCGCGGGAUCGGCGGCGGGUGGUGCCGCAGGUAGAAACGGAUUCGCAAAGCAACAUCACGUAUCCUGUGCACAAGUGUCGUACUCGUAGUAAUUGCGGCGAUGCACCAUGACAAAUCUCCUAUUUUAGGUAAAUCAGCAUUACAAAUUCUACGUUUUCUCCUUCGCGAUAAAAUUUGUCGUGCUAUUUCUACGUAGUAGGAUACUUUUGCAAUGCAUAUCAAUCGGUGGAACCCCGCACCGGGCGGGUUCACGCGGCCCCUGGUGGGCACGCAUGGGUUCGAAUUACGGGUCAUGCCCUCGGCGGGAGGAGGAGCAGCUCCUUCGGGGAGAAGUUUUUUGAACGUACCUGCUAUAGUAAUGUUUAUGUUUGUUUCUGUUUGAUGUCAUUUUCAUUUUCUAUUUCGAUUCUUUUUUUUCUUCAACUGGUGGAUUGUUGUUCUUUUUAGAUAUUGCAGAUUCACUAAACCAAUACAUAAAGAUCAAUCGACGCAUAACAGGCCCGCAGCCUCUCGCCUGCGAAGGUGACCACAUCGAGUGCAGGGCUCAUUGCUCCUUCCAGUGAUGAAAAUCGUGAACAACACGACGCUGAACUUCAAAACACGACUUCCAUUCCCGAGGACGAGCAGCAACGUGGUCUCCGUUCGGCUUCCGCAACCCGCGGGAGGAUGAAUAUUAACCUGCCGGCGCAUUCGAACUCGUUCCCCCGCACAGAGUCCUUCCACGUCCUUCCCACGGCGAAAUUGAAUUUUGGCACGACUUUGAACGCGAAUUUGCUUUCGAUGACAUCAUCCUCCGGAACUUCUAUGAUGAGUUUUAAUAUUAACCGCGCCAGUAGUUGUAAUAUGCCGAACCUGACCAACACGAUCCAGCCCCCGCGCGUGAGCACCACCGUAGCAGCUGCAACUAGUCCUUCCCCGGGCUGCUCUCCGGUGAUGGCCCCCGCGCAUCAAAAUAGUAGAGAGGCGCCAUUGACAACAUUGUACAACAAGAAUCACGCCCGACAGGAGUCGCUGCUCUUUCGCGACGGCGACGGCGGGGAUUCGUUCCACGGGCUCACGACCCUUCGCGGCGGCCACGCGAGCGGAAGGAGUAAACUCAUGCAGACGAACGUGGCAAACCGGUUUGAAGCCGGGUUAAACGACAUCCAGGCCAUAUUACAAUGAAAAAUGCGCCCACCCUCGAACUUGGGAGCAUUUGUAUUGCAAACCUUUCCAAAUGAAACGCUCGCCCUCUUGCAUCUAUCAGCAUCACAGGUUUCCAAUCGUGAACAAUAGCAAAAAUUUGUAUUGCAAAAGACCCCAGCAAGAGCGGCGCUUGUCAUGCAAGCGAUGCGAUACACGUCUAUACUCUGCAUCAGAAAGAUUCAUACUCCUUUCAUGCAUGACAAAAAGUUUUCACUUGGAAACCUCGCAUCACAAAUUUUUGCAAUUUCAGGGGUGGGGGGCAUUUUUCACUGUAAUAGGCCAAUUACGCGAAGGUCAUGGCCGGCGUGCAGUCACCCGUGGUGCCGCCGCAGUGGUUCGUUGUAUCUUCCGCCGGGGAACAACGAGCAGGACCUUGACGAUGACCAGGGCAUGAUGAACAGCGUGGCAGUAGCUACGUGUCGAUGCACCUGCGCAACGUCUUCUUCAGCAGUUUAAUUCUUUGUAUUUGUUUUUGAUUUCAAUGUUUUCAUUGAUUUAGUUUCAAGGUUGCUAGCAUUGUUGUACUCUGAUGAUUGCACGCAGCAUUCUACAGAGGAAUUUCGGACAGUUUCCCUUGAAUGGUUUUCGAUAAAAAAGUUUCCCGUGUAUCCGUAGUCGUACUAAGUGUAGUAGUGCAGUACCCAUGUUGUAUACCAUUUUCUUUGUCGACGAACGUUUUUUCUCGAGGCAAAAAACGAAGCGCGAUACCUUUCUUAUUUUCCCCAUACUGACAAUGAGUUAAGUGUGAGGACGGACAGCUACGCAUUAUCGUCUUCGUAAAAAAUAUUCAUAAACGCAUAUUGCAUCAUGACGUUUUUGAACAAGCAAAGUGAAGUACCCAUAAGCAUAUAAAAGUCCUAGCAUAAAUGUAGUUGUAGAUCUGGGUACUUCUCUAGUACUUGUAUACCAUUUUGAUGCUCUACUUCUCGGGAAAAUCGAACACACACAUGUGAGUGACCGCAGAAGGUUUGUUGCCCAUCAUGCGAAUGUACUGUAUCUAUUGCACUUGAAAUUGUUACAGUUUCUUUCCAACAUGAUUGAUGGACG
This is a messenger RNA of Amoebophrya sp. A120, 8341 nucleotides long. NCBI's taxonomy places the organism in Eukaryota, Dinophyceae, Syndiniales, Amoebophryaceae. The record is from the annotation of a GenBank genome assembly.